Molecule: messenger RNA, 5036 nt
Organism: Leptomonas pyrrhocoris
Lineage: Eukaryota; Euglenozoa; Kinetoplastea; Trypanosomatida; Trypanosomatidae
Product: putative mitochondrial calcium motive p-type ATPase
Exons: 1
Coding region: 1356-5036 (1226 amino acids)
Biological process (GO): intracellular calcium ion homeostasis; calcium ion transmembrane transport
Cellular component (GO): plasma membrane
Molecular function (GO): ATP binding; ATP hydrolysis activity; P-type calcium transporter activity
Source: RefSeq, a predicted model, not a curated record
AGUUCAUUUGUGCUCUUUAACGUAGCCGCACCUCUUUGCAACAACACAGAAGAGCAUAUCUCUUUUUUUUUUUUAACAAGAAAAGAUUUAAUAUCAUUCCUGGACUUUUUUUCCCUCCAAGAGAUUUUCUUCUUUUGCUCUUUGUUUUUUUUUCCCCCUCACAGGAGUCUUUGUCUGUCAAAGAAGACUACUUGCCUCUUCUUCUUUUUUUCUUUUGCAUUAAAAACCACACAUAUAAACCAAAAAAAAACCGUCGCAUAUUUCCUUCAUUUCCUUCUUUUCCUCUUUCUGCUCUCGAGCCACUGAAUUUGAAUGCACAACUCGAAUAUAACUCUAUCAGAGCCGCCCUUGCUGUAACACCCGAGAAGAAAAGAAUUUAAGAAACCGUCAUCUGUGGAAAGGAGCCCUCCUACGUUGAUCUAAGCGUUCAAUCUGCCUAAUUCGCCAGGUUUGUCUUGUCCUUUUUUGUGUGUGUGCGUCAUCUACCUUUUCCCUCUCCUCUAAUUCAAUUCUAAAAGAAUAUAUAUAAGAGCGUAACUGUGAGAAAAGAGGAAAGUAAAAACCGCCGUUGCCUAUUCGUAGCAUCUGUAUUUUGUCUUCACUACGCUUCUUUUUUUUUUUCGUUUCUCUCUCAUUUUUAAGGCUGGAAAGAAGCAAAAAAGAAGCUUUUCUGCUGUACGCAUUAACGCCUCUUUCUCCUUCCGCACUGCAGCGUUUUUCUGUGUUACGCCCUCAGUUACACUUCUACGGGAACCAAGCACGGCGUUGAAAAUAAAAAAAAGGAGAACAUCUCUACCCUUAUAUACAAAGAGAGAAAAUGCAGCAGAAAUUUUCUCUAAACUUAUUAGUAUUACUACUGUUAUUGGCUUUUUUUUCUUUCACGGUUGUUUUUGAAACCCCCUUUUUCUUGGUUUCUUUGCUAUUUUGCUGUAUUUAGCCACCUACAUAUCAUACGUUUUUUUUUGUUUGUUUCUUGAAAGUUAAGUGUCCUUUCUUUGUUGUGAAGCGAAGCUGUUCGAUAUAAAAAAUAAAAAAAGAAAGCUUUUCGUUUUCGUACUCCAGAGGCCCGCCACCGUGUACUCUUCUAUUUUUUUGUUUUUACAUUACAGUUCGCCAAACAGCACCGAAAGGAACCAAAGAGGACACUCGCAGUGUACUUCAGUGUAUCAUUAGGCGUAACCCCUGACUACGAGAGCCUCUUGUACAAGCCAAGUGCAGUUUUCAAAGAAAACGAAAAGUCGCUCUUGCCUUGUCUCUAGCUCGUUUCAAAGAAGAAGAUCCUUUUUUUUUCUCUCUCCUUGUCACCUGAUAACAGAAGAUCCCCUUCCGCACCCCAAUCCCCGUAAGCGCAAACCAUGCCUGUUAACAACCGUGAAAAGGGCGGCUUCCACCCACCGGACGCCUUCUCCUCUGCGGAGCCGGCGGCCGCGAUGCAUCAGGAUCCGAACGCCGACAUCGCCGCCGCGCCAGCGGCAGCACCCGCGGGGGGUCCGCCUGUCGCCCAGGUCGCCGCGGCCUCGUCUGACGCCGCAGGUGGCGCCUCCUCCGCCGCGCCCCGUCAUAGCCCCAACGACCGGUCUCCGGCGGCGGCGCAGUCGGAGUCGCCUCCUGCGCCGACGACCGCCGCCGCCUCUGGCGCCUUCACCUCCUCGUCUAACCAACCUUCCAAGGGCGUGGACCUGGACGAGGUGGACAUCGAGCCCAAGGCGAAGUCAACGGAGGCCGAGGUGGUGCAGCCGGACUACAUGUACGACAGCGCCGAGGCGCAGUUCGCCGAUGGCGAGAACGGCGGUGCGAAGGACAAGGACGUCGAGAUGGCAGAGGUCGAUGCCGACACGACGUCCACCGCAGCGGCUCGCCGCGAGGGCCACGUCGACAGCGACGAGAACGCCAUGAACUUCGGCGACGAACAGGGCGACGAGCCCACCCCCGAGUUCUACGACCCCGCUGACAAGUUUUGGGCGCUGCAGCUGAAGAACGUCUUCGAGCUGGUGCAGCUGGAGGACCCGCUGUCCGGUCUGGAGAACGAGGACGCCCCGCGGCACGCCAAGGCGCUGGGCGACAACAUCAUCCCGAUCAAGGGUGGCCCAAGCUGGAUCAUUAUUCUGUUGAAUCAGUUCAAGAACGCCAUCACGAUUGUGCUGCUGAUCGUUAUUGUCAUCAGCGGUGUCUUCAAGGAUUGGGCCGAGUUCGGUGUCGUGCUCUUCGUCCUUUUCUUCAAUGCUUUUCUCGGUUUCUACCAGGAGUACGGCGCAGAGAAGUCGCUGGCGAGUCUGAAGCAGAUGACGGCCGGCGUGGCGAAGGUGCUGCGCAGCGGUGUGCCGGAGAUCAUCUUCAUCGACGAGGUUGUCGUGGGCGACGUCAUCGUGCUGGAGCAGGGCGCCUCCGUGCCGGCGGACUGCCGCGUCUUCGAGUCUAAUGGACUGGAGGUGGACGAGGCCCUGUUGACGGGUGAGGCGCUGCCGGUCGUGAAGCACGCCAACGUCAUUCACGACCCUGAAAACCGCCUCGCCCUCGGCGACCGCAAGAACAUGGUGUACCGCAACACCCUCGUAACGCAGGGGCGCGGCAAGGCCGUUGUGGUAGCCGGCGGCCUGCACACCGAGAUGGGCAAGCUCGCGAAGCGCCUCAACGACGGCAAGAGUGGCGGAAAGACGGCCCUCAUGAAGAAACUGGACUACAUGAUGUACUUUUUGUUUCUCUGCUGCGCAGUUCUAGCCGUGGUGGUGUUUGCGGCGAACAAGAUGAAGUACACGCCGGCUACGCUAUCGUACGCGACGGCCGUUGCCAUCGCUAUUCUGCCGGAGUCGCUGUGCGCCGUGAUUACGGUGGCCAUGACCGUCUCGGUGAAGCGCAUGGCCCAGCAGAAGUGCAUUGUGCGGAAGUUGCCCGUGCUGGAGGUGCUCGGCAACGUGACGGACAUCUGCUCCGACAAGACCGGUACGCUGACGGAGAACAAGAUGGUUGUCAAGAAGGCCGUUAUCAGUGUCGAUGACAUUUACAGCGUCGGUGGUGCGCCUUACGAGACCUACGGCGACUUCUUCCCUGCCAUGAAGAACGGCGUGAACCCGUCGCCGGUGCAAAUGUCCACCAAGCUGGAUGCAGCGUACAUCUACGAGUUCAUGAAGUGCUCCGCGUUGUGCAGCACGACGGUGUUGCACAUCUCCGAGGACGACGCCGACACGCUCGCCGGCAACGGUAACCCGACGGAGAUUGCCAUCCAGGUCAUGACGUGGAAGGCGGGGAUGAACCGUGACAGGCUGGAGGAAGAGGGCUGGGAGUGCAUCACGGAGUACGCCUUCGACUCCAAGAUCAAGCGCAUGUCCACCGCCUGGGAAAACAAGGCGAAAGGCGAGCUGUACCUCUGCACCAAGGGUGCCCCCGAGCGCGUGAUUGAGCUGUGCAACUACAAGCUGGAUGAGCAGGGUAACACGCAGCACUUGACCCAGGAGGACCGCGCGAAGGUGGACCAGCACAUCAAGGACCUCGCCGCGCAGGGCCUCCGCACGAUUUGCCUCUCGUACCGCAAGGACGCCACCCGUCUCUUCCCCAUCCCGACCAACCAGCCCUUCAUCGACGCCUACGACCGCGAUCAAGUGGAGAAGGACCUGGUGUUUCUCGGCAUCGUCGGUAUCUACGACCCGCCGCGGCCGGAGUCGCGCCCGUCCGUGAUUGCUUGCCAGCACGCCGGCAUCUGUGUCCGCAUGCUCACCGGCGACCACACGUCCACCGCCGGCAGCAUCGCGUCCAUGCUGAACAUCAUCAACCGCCGUGACCUGGAGGACCCGGUGAAGCUGCAGGCGGGCCCCGACUUUGACAAGAUCGACUCCGACAUCAUCGAUAGCUGGGCGGACCUUCCAGUGGUGGUCGGCCGCUGCUCGCCCGAGUCGAAGGUGCGCAUGAUCGAGUCCCUGCACCGCCGCAAGCGUGUUGUGGCCAUGACGGGCGACGGCUUCAACGACUCACCGAGUAUCAAGAUUGCGGAUAUCGGCUGCGCGAUGGGCUCCGGCGUGGAUGUGACGAAGGGCGUCGCCGAUUUGGUCAUUACCGACGACAACUUCUCGACCAUCGUCAAGGCCGUCGCGGAGGGGCGCCGUAUCUCGCAGUGCAUCCGCAAGUUCGUCGUGCAUUUGCUCUCCAGUAACGUCGCCGAGGUUAUUGCGCUGAUUUGCGGUCUGCCGAUCAGCCACGAGGGCGAGUCUGUGUUCAUCUUGUCGCCGAUUGAGAUUCUGUGGUUGAACAUGUUCACCUCGGCCCCGCCAGCCACCGGCCUUUCGCUCGACCGGGCCACCGACGACAUUCUGCAGGUGCCACCGAACACUGCCGGGUUCUUCACGAUCGAGCUCAUUUCAGACACCGUCGUGUACGGCUUCUGGCUCGGCGCAGUCACGCUGUGCGGCUUCGCGGUCGUCCUCUACGGCUUAACGGAUGGACCUGCCGGGACGCACUGCAACAAUCACGACGGCUCCGGCUGCUCGAGCAUCUGGCGGGCUCGCUGUACCGCCUUCGGCAUUCUCUAUUUUGGCCUGCUUCUGCACUCCUACACCGUGCGGCACCCGCGUCUAUCGGUCUUCAGGAUGCACUGGUUCGACAACAAGUGGAUUUACGGCUCCUGCAUCCUCGGCACGGCGCUGUUCGUGCCGAUUGUGUACGUCAAGCCCAUCGCACACGGUCUCUUCCUGCACGAGAUGAUCACCUGGGAGUGGGCGGUCAUCGCGAUUGGCGUCAUUAUUUUUGUCGCCUCGUGUGAGAUUUACAAAGUUAUCAAGAACUGCGCCUUCCCCAUCAGCACAGUUCUUGUCGAGGUCGACAGUGAGGGCCAAGAGACGGAGGAGCAGCGCCAGAAGGAGUACAACACUUUCACGCGCGCCAUGCCGGAUGACCGUAGCGUCGAGGAGAUCGCCAACGAGAACCUGCGCAUGUCAUUCGCCUCUCUGGCGGGCAGCGUAGCAACGGCCAAUACCGGCUCCUUCCGCGUGCCGGCGCAGCAACAGAAGAAGAAGAAGCGCAUCUCUCUCUUCCGCAGGCGCGCGUAA